AUGUCAGAAUCUCACGCUCAAGCCUUAAGUCGCAUGAACGCAUACGUAGUGCCGUCAUACAUACCAAAAGACGCACCAAGAGGCCCAGCUGCUAUGAGAGUGUCCCGUCCAACUCAAGACGAAGCCCUUGAUGAGAUCGACGACUGGUUAGAAUCUGGGCUGCAGUCGUAUACAGAAGAGGGCCAGCGCAUGCAUAAUGCGGCGAACGGCGUCCAUCUACCAAAGCGUUCGACUGCGGGGACGGGCACGGCGGACGUUGUUGGCAGACGUGAAGAGCCCGAAGAUACUUCACCGCCUCCUGCCUACCCUGAAGACCCUUCCGUGCCGCUCAAUGAAGACAACGCGUUCAUUCCAUCCCGCUCACGCGCAUCCAUGCGGUGUGGUGGAAUCGUCCGUCACAUCGCCGUCAGCGGUGACUACAACAACAUCCACUUGAACACCGGUACCGGGCAGCAGAACAUCGCGCAUUACGAUUAUCGCAAGUACCGAGAUGAAGAGAAUGUUCAAGAUUAUCAGGUUGCUGUGAACGGCGGCGGCGAGGAAGGCUACGAUGGUGCGAACGAGGACCGCAACGGCCACGAAAAUAGUCAGGAUGAUACCCCAGGAUAUCGUUCGCCAAUAGGUGGCCGAGACGAUCGAGAUAAUUGGGGUGACGAUCGUUAUGAUGAAGGAUACGACGGUCGUGAUAAUCGCCAAUAUGAUGAUUACCAUGAGAGGUACAACGAGCGUCGUGGCCGUCGCAACACGCCUGCACGUGACAGCCGGGCUGGUGCGCGCUACGAUGAUGACGACGGAUACCGAAGUGACGGAGGUUACUAUAGCUAUAGUGAUGAGAGUGAGCACAGUGACUGGUAG
Messenger RNA from Alternaria infectoria, 855 nucleotides. RefSeq lists its product as uncharacterized. Lineage: Eukaryota; Fungi; Ascomycota; Dothideomycetes; Pleosporales; Pleosporaceae. The record is from RefSeq and is a predicted model, not a curated record. The transcript has a single exon. Bases 1 to 855 code for a protein of 284 amino acids.